AUGGAGCCGCAGUUAUCCGAAGAACAUGGCGUCCGAAUCGCUGUAGAAGGAUGCGGUCAUGGCACACUUCACGCAAUCUACGCGUCUAUCGAACGAGCAUGUGCCGUGAAAGGAUGGCCCGGAGUAGAUCUUCUCAUCAUCGGCGGUGACUUCCAGUCAGUACGCAAUGCACAUGAUCUACAAUGUGUAUCCAUGCCAGCAAGAUAUCGCGACAUGCACGACUUUCACGAAUACUACUCCGGAACACGCAAAGCACCCUAUCUAACCAUUUUCGUCGGCGGAAACCAUGAAGCAGCAAAUUAUCUCUUUGAACUCUACUAUGGAGGCUGGGUAGCACCAAACAUCUACUACAUGGGCGCAGCAAACGUACUCAAACUCGGUUCACUCAGGAUAGCAGGUAUGAGCGGUAUCUGGAAGGGCUUUGAUUACAAGAAACAGCAUCAUGAGAGACUUCCCUACAAUGAGGGUGAUGUGAAGAGUAUCUAUCACGUCAGAGAAUUGGAUGUGAGAAAAUUGCUGCAGAUACGCACGCAGGUUGAUGUGGGUAUUUCUCAUGAUUGGCCUAGAGGGGUUGAGUGGAAGGGUGAUUGGAAGAAGCUGUUUAGGCAAAAGGCGCAUCUUGAGGAAGACGCUAGGAAUGGGCAGUUGGGGAGUGUGGCUGCGACGUAUGUGAUGGAUAGACUGAGACCGCCGUACUGGUUCAGUGCUCAUUUGCAUUGCAAGUAUGCUGCUGUGGUCGAUCAUGAGAAGACUGGAGAAGCAUCUGGACCAGAGGCUUCUGCCAGCGGCAAUGGAGCCGCUGUGGAAGAGGUGCCCAAGAAGAACUCGGACGAGAUUGACCUAGAUAUGGAUGAGGAUGAGCCGUCCGCUCAGAUACAACCGGCAAAGAAUACGGACGAGAUUGACCUCGACAUGGACGACGACGAGCCAGCACCAACACCAGCACCAAAGGCCAGCGAGACCCAUACAAUUCUACCUGCCAACAUAGACGAGAUUGAUCUCGAACUCGAGGACGACGCCGACCCAUCAACCGCACCCGUAGCUCCAGGACAAGGACUGGACGGAGCACGAGUCCCCAUCACACCUUCAGCGUCCGAAGAUACCACAAACCCCCCAUCCGCAGUCCCAGAAGACCUCCGCGCCCAACUCCCAGCUUCCUUCGCAAAACCUCCUCGGCGCCCCGAGUCAACUAACCAACUAAUCUCACAUCCCCCCAGCAUCACAAACACAAAGACCAACUUCCUAGCUCUGGACAAAUGCCUCCCAAACCGCAAUUUCUUGCAAGUGCUCUCUAUGCCGGCAAUCUCUGACCCUAACGCUUCUUUCGACCGCCCUCUGCAGCUAGAGUACGACAGAGAAUGGCUAGCCAUCACCCGCGUCUUUGCCUCCGAGUUGAGCGUCGGCGGCAACCCUAAUGCCCGAGCACCACCUGAUCUCGGUGAAGCUCACUAUGCGCCUCUGAUCGACGCAUCACAAACCUGGAUCGAGGAAAACGUCAAAGACAUGACUGUACCUGAGAACUUUGAAAUCACAGCACCGGUAUUUGAUGCUGCGGCUGGCAUUCAUGUCCAAGGACAACCGAGAGAGUACACGAAUACUCAAACUAGCAGGUUCUGUGAAAUGCUUGGUAUUGCCAAUCCUUUUGAUAUCUCAGAGCAAGAGAGAGAGGAAAGGAUGCAGGCAGGCCCGAGACCCGAUGAGCAGAGACGGGAUAGUGGCGGGUACAAGGGCAAUCGUGGGGGUGGUAGGGGAGGGGGUAGAGGUGGUCGGGGUAGAGGUGGAAAUGGAGGAGGGCGCGGAAGGGGGAGAGGAAGGGGUGGACCUAGGUAUUGA
Messenger RNA from Aureobasidium namibiae CBS 147.97, 1833 nucleotides. Its product is annotated as lariat debranching enzyme domain-containing protein. Gene Ontology annotation, biological process: mRNA splicing, via spliceosome. The record is from RefSeq and is a predicted model, not a curated record. NCBI's taxonomy places the organism in Eukaryota, Fungi, Ascomycota, Dothideomycetes, Dothideales, Saccotheciaceae. Gene Ontology annotation, molecular function: RNA lariat debranching enzyme activity. Gene Ontology annotation, cellular component: nucleus. Bases 1 to 1833 code for a protein of 610 amino acids. The transcript is spliced from 3 exons.